Molecule: messenger RNA, 3258 nt
Organism: Hibiscus syriacus
Lineage: Eukaryota; Viridiplantae; Streptophyta; Magnoliopsida; Malvales; Malvaceae
Exons: 4
Coding region: 1-3258 (1085 amino acids)
Molecular function (GO): nucleic acid binding; RNA-DNA hybrid ribonuclease activity
Source: RefSeq, a predicted model, not a curated record
AUGGAAGGUUUAGAGGCUGCUUUUUCGGAAAAGGAAGUGUGGGAGGCUAUCUUUUAUUCGGACAGCACGAAGGCACCUGGUCCGGAUGGAUUUACUAUGGGAUUUUUAAAAAAAUUCUGGCCAAUAAUGAAGGAGAAUAUUAUGAAAUUUGUUCAAGAUUUCCACAAAGGUAGGCAAUGGGAGAAUGGGGUUAAUCAUUCGUUCAUUUCUAUAAUCCCCAAAAAACUGAAUCUAGAGGUAAUUGAAGAUUUUAGACCCAUAAGUCUUGUUAGCAGCAUUUAUAAAAUAAUUUCUAAAGUGCUUUCGAAAAGGCUAGUUUCAGUUAUUAAUGACAUUGUUAGCCCAUCGCAAUUUGCCUUCAUUCCGGGAAGACAAUUGCUUGAUUGUGCUCUUUUGGCUAAUGAAGGCAUUGAGUAUUGGAGGAAAAGGGGGAGACGUGGAGUAGUCUUCAAAGUUGAUUUCCGAAGGGCAUAUGAUUCAGUUGAAUGGCGAAUUUUACUGAGAUUAAUGAAGGUUAUGGGCUUUGGGGAAAAAUGGAUUUCUUGGAUUGAUCGUUACAUUUCUACAGCCUCUAUCUCGGUGUUAGUGAAUGGGUCUCCUACGAAGGAAUUUCACAUUUCUAAAGGGUUGAGACAAGGAUGCAGUCUGUCCCCUCUUCUGUUCAAUUUAGUUGGGGAACUUUUAAACCUAAUGUUGAUCAAGGCUGCAGAUGUAGGCCUUUUCCAAGGGUUCAGAAUCGGUAGGAAUGGUAAUUCCUUCCAUUUGACCCAUCUACAGUUUGCAGAUGAUCUAAUUUUAUUCUGCAGUGAUUCACCGAUGCAGAUCUUGAAUAUUAGGAGAGUUUUGAGGGUUUUCAGUGUUAUGAUGGGGCUGCAUUUAAAUUUGUCAAAGAGCACUUUGUAUGGCGUCAAUGUAGGGGUUGAUAGGAUUAUGGACUGGGCGAAUGAAGCGGGUUGUGGAGUGGGGUCUUUUCCGAUGACGUACCUCGGUUUACCGAUUGGUUCAAGUAGGAAUUCUAUAGUAAAGGUGACUCAUAAACUAAAUACGUUGAUGGCUAACUUUCUUUGGGGAGAAAAUCAAUCUAAGAAUCGAAUUCACUGGGUGAAUUGUAAUUUGGUGUGUAAGCCUUUUGAAGAGGGAGGGUUGGGAAUCCUUGAUAUUAGGUUGAUGAAUAGAGCCUUGCUUGGGAAAUGGGUUUGGAAAUUCGCAAAUGAGAAAAACAGUCGGUGGAAAAAAAUGAUAUGCUGUAAAAAUAACGUUAGCAACUUAUCUCUUGCAUUAUCACAUGCCGCUUCACCUAUAGAUUCUUGGGUAUGGAGGGGUAUUUUGAAUAAUUAUGUUAAAGAUGAUACAAUGGGAGAGUGUUUGAGAACAAAUUCCAAGAUCCAAUUGGGGAAUGGUAGGUCGAUUGCCUUCUGGACUGAUGUUUGGGUGAAUAAUUUGACAUUGAAAGCUCAAUUUCCCAGGAUUUUUGCUUUGUCGACGAAUAAACGAGGGCUUGUAGCCGAGUUUGGUGGUUUUCAUAAUAAUGUUUGGGUUUGGAAUAUUCUUUUAAGAAGAAACCUUUGUGAUUGGGAAUUGAAGCAGUGGAUUACUCUUAUGUCUUUGCUCGAUAAUAUUGCGGUUUCCGAUUCUGUGAAAGAUUUUCUUGCUUGGUCGGGGAAUGGGGCUGGUUUGUUCUCAGUCAAGUCUUAUAGACAGACGUUGUCGAGCAAUUCUGAAUGCAAGUUUGAGUGGAAGAAAUGGGUGUGGACAGGUUUGGCUCCUCCUAGAGUCCAAACCUUUCUGUGGCAGGUUUGCCAUCGUAAAUUGGCAAUCCGAGUGGAGUUGAGGAAAAGGGGAAUCCCUUUGGAUAAUGUUCUUUGUCCGUUAUGUGGUUAUCUUGAGGAAACAAUCCCAUUUCCCUCCUCUAUUCUUGGGCAAACCUACGGCAGAAUUCUAUUAUUGGAGGUUAUCCCGGCUGUCGUCUUAUGGUCAAUUUGGAAGGCUAGAAACUUGGUGGUGUUUGACAACGGAAAUUUGGACAACACAGCUCUUUUUUUCUUCAUUAGACUUAGGUUGGCUAAAUGGUACCUUGCGAAAUACCCUACAGCAUGUUUGCAGACUGAUCUGCUGGUAGGGGAUCCAUCGCGGGCUGAUCAGUUUCCACAACCGUCUUGUUCAAAGAAGGUUAUUGGUUGGUCACCUCCACCAUCGGAUAUGUUUAAAUUUAACGUGGAUGGGGCAGUUACAAGUGAUGGGCUGAGAGGUGGAAUUGGAGGUAUUUUAAGAGAUUCAAAUAGCUCGACCUUAGCCACUUUCUCUACAGCAGUAGGGUCUACUCUUCCUAUUCUGGCAGAACUUAAAGCUAUUAAGGAGGGAAAUGAUUUUUCCUAUUCAUCGGGUUGGUGUAAGAAGGGAAGACUUAUUAUCGAAAGUGAUUCCAAAAGUGCAGUGGAUUGGAUUAAGAACCAACAACCUGCCCCUACUUCCUUGCGGGAUCUGGUACAGGAAAUUGGGGCUCUUAUUUAUGCUUUGGACGUUCUUAGAUGGAUUCCUAGGAGCUGUAAUAUGGAGGCUGAUAAGUUAGCUAAGCAGGGAUUGGUUGAUUGUCUAUCGCCGGCUCUCGGUAACUUCAAAUCUGGCCUUAGAUUUGCGAUUGGGACUUUCAAUCAACGCAGAUCUUCAAGAAGUCCACUGCCGAUUUACGCCGCUCUCCGUCGUCCAUGCUCGUCACCAUCUCUCCACCGGACUCAGCGUCUUCUUGCGACCAGAACCCUCCCUCCUAGUGUCGAGAAUUGUUUCUAUUCUCCUUUAUUUUUCAGUGAUCUGGUUCGGCAAGGAAGAACCCUUUCCUCCAGCUUUCUGUUUUUUCCAGAUCUCACCAUGGAGACCCAACCCCCGUCUCAGCCCAGGCGAAAUCGAGCUGCAACAGUAGCAGCAGGUGCAGCCUCUGGAAGCAACAGCAGAUCUGGUUUUUCCUACUCCGGUAAGGAAAAACGUGAGAGGGAGAAUGAAAAGGAGAGGACAAAGCCUCGAAAACGGAACAGGCGAGACUUCACCAGACGUUUACUGGCCGGUUUGAGGCAAUAUGGUAAUUUCUCUCUUCUCGUGCGUUCUGAUAUGAACGCUGUUCUGGCAGCCUUGGCCCGGGAGGCAGGUUGGACAGUUGAGCCCGACGGCACCACCUACAGACACUCUCCUACCCACCAUAUUCAGCAUAAUUUAAGAGCAUUUCUGCGAGGUCGGGUGAACGUCCUCUUUCAACCAAUUCUUUGA